UGCCAUUGCAUUCACAUGCUGGAAAAAGUAAGUGUGAAAUAAUGAAAAACACAAAGUUUUUGACAAAAAUAGCAAGUCUAGCAGCAUCUAUAGAGGGAAAGCAGAGUUACGUUUCAAGUUCUGUUACACUUCUUCAGAACAGGGUUUUUUCAUGAAAAUAAGGUUUUUUUUGCUAGGAUAAACCUUUCGGGCUGAAUGGCCAGUUCCUGCACAGCUGGGGCGUUCUUGGGCGGAGUGAGAUGGCACACGCGCAGUACCCCGAUAGCCCUGCGGGGCGUGUCUCAAAAACGUCACUGCAACCGCUCGUCAUCCGGGUAACCUGGCGGGAGCGUCGGAAGGAACUACAUCUUCCAGAAGGUUUAGCGGCACCUUGCAUUGCUGUGGGAGGAGCGGAUCCUUCCAUCCGGGUUACCCGUUGGGAACUACAAUCCCCAGAGCGCACCGCCGGAGCUGCCCAAGAUGGAGGAGGUGCGGUUGGUUGUUCGUUGAAGGAAAAUAUUUCGUGAGGCUCAGGGUAGGGAGUACCGUCGGAGGCGGGGGAAAGAAGCGGUGCCUCGCCGGGACGGUGGAGGGUGCAGUGCUGAAGUUUGGGAAGAUGUCUAAUACUACUGAUGUCUGCCCUCACCUGGAUUCAGUAGGAGAAAUCACUAAAGAGGAGCUGUUACAGAAAUCAAAGGGUACAUGUCAGUCAUGUGGUGUUGGUGGACCAAAUCUGUGGGCUUGCCUUCAGAGUGGCUGCUCCUACAUAGGAUGUGGGGAGUCAUAUGUUGACCACAGCACAUCACAUUCACAGGCUAAGAAGCAUAACUUGACCGUGAACCUGACUACGUUCCGAGUAUGGUGUUAUGCUUGUGAGAAGGAAGUUUUCCUGGAACAACGAUCCAUUGCACCAAGCCCAGCAUUGUCAAGCAGAUCAACAGAGCAGGGCUCUGGCUUAUCGCUUGGCAACUAUCCAUUCAAAACUGUUCCCAUUGCUGUUGCAGAUGAGGGAGAAUCAGAAUCUGAGGAGGAUGAACUGAAACCAAGAGGGCUCACUGGCAUGAAGAACAUCGGAAACUCUUGCUACAUGAAUGCUGCUCUACAGGCUUUGUCCAACUGCCCACCACUCACCCAGUUCUUCUUGGAGUGUGUAGGUUUGGUUCGUACAGACAAAAAACCAGCUCUUUGUAAAAGCUACCAGAAACUUAUCUCUGAGCUUUGGCACAAAAAACGUCCUAGUUAUGUUGUUCCUACAAGCCUUGCCCAUGGCAUUAAGUUGAUUAAUCCAAUGUUUCGAGGCUACGCACAGCAGGACACACAGGAAUUCCUCCGCUGUUUGAUGGAUCAACUCCAUGAAGAACUUAAAGAGCCAUUGACUGAGCGAGACUCUGAUUGCUCAAGUGACACGGAUGAAAAGCGUGAUGGUGAUAGAAGCCCAUCGGAGGACGAAUUUCUGUCUUGCGAUUCCGGCGCGAGCAGUGACAAAGGAGAAGGAGAGAACAGAAGCAGAUGUGCUGCUGAGAAGCAGAUCGAGACUGAGCUCCUAAUUCAGGACGAAUGCGGGAAAGGAAUUUCAGAAAAGGAGAGGCAGAAGGACAGAAAAUUUUCAUAUGGGCACCACAGGUUGGGGACAGUGGAUGCAAUCGAUGAAGAUGCAGACGUGGACACAUCUCUGAGUUCUGGAGAUGCUGGAGGUUCUGGAGAUGCUCCCACUUCUAUGGCUUCCAACAGUACUUUCAGAACACCAGAACCUGACAAUGACGUAAACAUGCGUUGCACGUCACGGCCUUGCAGUCCCAUCCACCAGGAACUUCAUUCUAAUUUGUCCAGUAGCCCACCUCGAUCGAGUCCAAUGCGAGCGAUGUCAUCGUUUUCCCUCAAAAAAGCUCAACUUCUAUUAUCUGCCAAAAAGAAGAAACAGGCCAAGUACCGCAGUGUAAUUUCUGAUAUCUUUGAUGGGUCAAUUUUGAGCUUAGUCCAAUGUCUCACAUGUGAUCGAAUUUCUUCCACAGUGGAAACAUUUCAGGAUUUGUCAUUGCCAAUUCCUGGGAAGGAAGAUUUAGCUAAACUGCAUGCAUCCAUCCACCAAAAUGUACCUGUGAAAACGGGCACCUGCAGUGAUGCCUACAGUACACAAGGUUGGGUUGCGUUCAUUAUGGAUUAUAUUAGAAGGUUUGUCGUAUCCUGCAUCCCGAGCUGGUUCUGGGGUCCUGUAGUGACUUUAGAAGAUUGCUUAGCUGCCUUUUUUGCUGCUGAUGAGCUGAAAGGUGACAAUAUGUACAGUUGUGAGCGAUGUAAGAAGUUAAGGAAUGGAGUCAAGUAUUGCAAAGUCCUUAAGCUUCCAGAGAUCCUUUGUAUUCACUUGAAACGCUUUCGCCAUGAAGUGAUGUAUUCCUUUAAAGUAAAUAGUCACGUAUCUUUCCCAUUGGAAGGUCUUGACCUUCGACCAUUUCUUUCCAAGGAGAGCUCAUCUCAAAUCACAACCUAUGAUCUUUUGUCUGUUAUUUGUCAUCAUGGAACUGCAGGCAGUGGUCACUACAUUGCCUAUUGCCAGAAUGUAAUUAAUGGUCAGUGGUACGAGUUCGAUGAUCAGUAUGUCACAGAGGUCCAUGAAACAGUAGUACAGAAUGCUGAGGCUUAUGUACUUUUUUACAGGAAGAGCAGCGAAGAGGCAGUGCGGGAAAGACAAAAGGUUGUAGCUUUGGCCAGUGCAAAGGAACCCAGCCUCCUCCAAUUCUACAUUUCGAGAGAGUGGCUAAACAAGUUCAACACCUUCACAGAGCCAGGGCCAAUCACCAACCACACCUUCCUCUGUUUACAUGGAGGCAUUCCACCAAAUAAGUACCACUACAUUGAUGAUCUAGUGGUGAUUCUGCCUCAAAAUGUAUGGGAGUAUUUGUACAACAGGUUUGGAGGUGGCCCUGCUGUGAACCAUUUAUACAUCUGUUCCAUUUGCCAAGUAGAAAUUGAGGCAAUUGCUAAAAGGAGGAAAAUGGAAGUUGACACUUUUAUAAAGCUAAACAAAGCAUUCCAGGCUGAGGAAUCUCCCAGUGUUAUUUAUUGCAUAAGUAUGCAGUGGUUCCGAGAGUGGGAAGGUUUCGUUAAAGGCAAGGAUAAUGAGCCUCCAGGUCCAAUAGACAACAGCAAAAUUGCAAUCAUUAAGAGUGGCCAUGUCCAACUUAAACAAGGUGCAGAUUACGGUCAGAUAUCAGAGGAAACGUGGAACUAUCUGUUCACAAUUUAUGGUGGUGGACCAGAAAUUGCCAUGCGACAGAAUGUUGUUCAAGCUGACUUGGAUAGUCCACAGGGAGAACGGAAAAUAGAAGCGGAAACCCGAGCCAUGUGACCCUAGAUCUGUCAAAAAAAUUGGUUGAAAGGCUGUGAUCCUGAGAUCAAGGACAUGAGCACUGCAAUGUUUGCACCUGUGAUGAAUCUAUGUGAGCACUUUGUAAUUUAACUGUAGAAAUUCUUUUUUUUUAAGCUAUUUUAUUUCUUUCUGACUGAACGUAUGGCGAGAAAAAGAAGUGUGUUGCAUAAUGCCAUGCAUAGCAGAGCGCGCUGUGGAUACACUAAUGCUGUAUUUGGAAAAGUCUGACUAUAUUUCCUUUAAGUAGGGUCCACAUUUCUGUUUGUCCUAUGUGUAUGCAUAAAACACACCAAGCAGGUCUGUCAUUUGUAUAUCUUAACUCCAAGAGUGAUUUGGGCCUGCAAUAUCACGAUGAUGUACAUGCAUCAUGAUCUUAAGCUGGAGUGUUAAAUGAAGUCUUCACAAGUUGGUUUUUUUUUUUGGAGAGAGAAUUUCUCCCAGUGGUUCUGGUAGCAGUUUGGCUAUGUCAGCUGGGUACACUGGUCAAUGCUGUUGUUUUCUGACGUAAUCUAUGCAGCAGGUUAUUGAUCUUGGCACAUGUAAAUAUUUUUGUUUUGUUAUUCUUGAGCUCAUUAUGCUGUCUCAUCCUGUGCAUCAUUUCCCAUUUUGUGGGGUCAGGCAGGUUUUGAGUAUCACUUUAUCAUUGGAAUUUGAACUUGUAGGCAGGUUAGCUUGUUCUUAAUUUUUAAUUUUUUUCUAAUGUGUAGGAGUUAAAGCAAAUGACCAGGGAAAGAGCACUAGUUCCCAAAGAGGGUGCUUGUCAUUAUAAUUUGUUCUGUCAUUGGCAUUCCAAUACGCAUUUUUAAUUAUGUGCCAAAGAUUGAAGUUCUGCAUUGGAGGAAAAAUCCUCAAUUUGCAUCUUCAAAAUCUUGCCUAAUGGAGGAGUUGCAGCAGCCUCUGAUUAAUCCUCAGGCGCAUAUGUUUUGGUGUAAGCAUUCAUCUUAAGGAUGUCAUGUGAUCGAGAGGAAGGGACCACACCAAGUUAAAGGAAUAGAAAACUAUAGUCAACCACCACAUUCCAUAAAAAAAUGUUAAGAUUUUUGACUCUGAGUAUAAAUAUAAAGAAACAGCAGGAUAUAUAUGAUCACGAUUGAGCAUGGAAAUGCUACCUUCCUAUGCUGUCCCAAAUCGCUUAACUUUAUCGGUAUCUAAAAAAAUCUAUUGAAGUCUGCCUUGGCCAUGUUCAACAACUAAGCAUCUACAGCUCACUGCGGUAGAGAAUUCCAAAGAUGGCAGUGUAGAACCAAGAUGAGAAAUUUAUUCACUCAGGAUUGUGAAUCACUGAAAAUUUCUGCUACAAGAGGGGAUAGAGCAAGAAGAUAGAGUUGAGUAAGAAGAAGGUCAGACUGAUGUUAUUGAUUAGCGAAGCAGCUCAAAGGUCUGUAUCACCUUUUCCUCUGACAAACUAACUUAAUUAAACAUGUCUUGGGUUUUUUAGUCGCUUCUUGGUUCGUUUACUUAGCUGAUACAUGCAUUAAGUUCCUUUCUUGCUGUGUUACUUGCUUUAGAUGAUUUACUUUAAACAACUUUCAAUUUUCAAAUUGGUUAGCUAAAUUCUAGCAGUUAUGAGCAUUACAGCAAUAAUUCUGAACUUGACAGCAUUUAAACAAUUGUCUCCAAUGUGGACUGAAACCUCAUAUUGCACCAGUUCCUCCAAUAACUCAUCAAAUGUGUGAAAUGUUUAAUUAUGGGCAAAAUAUUCAUUUUUCCUUGGAUGAGCCCUUGGUGAAAAUAGAGUAUUAUCACUCUUCUCUCUCCUUAGCUGGAAGUCCUGACAUUGGUUUACAUCUUUUUGAGUUUGAUCUUUUGUUUUAUGUGGCUUAAUCUGGUCAGAGGUCGAUCAGUCAGGAAGUAUUUCAGUUGAAUUGAGGUGCGCUAUUCUGUUCAUAGUCUUGUGUUAAAAAUUGUUGCACCUUAUUUAUGGUAAAUGAUGCUUAGUGACCACAACCCAGGGCAAAAAUUGUACAUGACAUUCUACAUUAUCAACUACUACUGGUUCUACCUUUGCCACGCUGUGUCAAGUUUUGGACUUGUUCUGUCUGCAGAUCCUGAUCUGUCCAGCUUCCUGCCACUUUUUCUGAUAAAACGAAGGUCCCUGAUCACAAGCAAGUGAUAUUUCUGUUUAUACAAUAAAGUACAGUUUAGAUAUUUAACUGAACAAAAAAUCUCUAGGUCCAGUGUUUAUAUUAACAAUCUGUUAAAAUGGUUUCAGUAACUUAUUAAUUUGAAUAUUUGGGGAAUUUGUAAGUUGUACUUUGCCAGUUUGGGAUCUGAAAUUUUGGUUGACAUUAGCCUUGUUUUGUUGCAUGUAAGUUAUUGUCCACUUUGUACAUUUUUGGAAUGGAACAAAAAAACAAAUCUUUCCACUUGUAGAGAGGGUCAAAGAAGAUAAUGUGAGGGGGUGCUUAGUGAAUGGAUGGUGACUUUGCUGGUUGUAGACUGUAAAUGUUUGUACAUAGAUUCAGACAGGCUGAUAAAUCUGCAGAGGAAGAGAAUGCUAAAGGGAUGUUGAACUUCAGAUUAAAAACAAUAAGUGGUGAGCUGCUUGGCCAACUCCAGUGACCUUUGUUUUGCCACCACUCCUGACCCAUCAAGUUGUAAGCCAGUCUUUGCAUUUCGACGUGUAGAAAUCGAUUAUUGCAGAAACCAGUUUGAAUUUCCAUAGGCUACCAUCUCUUUUUUUCUUUCCACCCUCCUUACCCCUCACCACUCAACUUCACAGAGAGAUGCAUGAUCUCGUAGAUUCCCUUGAAAUAACAUUUAAAGCUAUUUGCUUUUGGAAGUGAAUUUAUAAAUUUAAUGAAAUAUUUUUCAACUGUCCUAUGUAGAUCGUUGAAAAUUCAAUUCCAUGAUUUGAAAGAUUAGAGUAGUAUCCCAGUAUUGGGGUGUAA
Chiloscyllium plagiosum (whitespotted bambooshark) is the source of this 6237-nucleotide messenger RNA. It is a transcript of the gene usp20, whose product is annotated as ubiquitin specific peptidase 20. Gene Ontology annotation, biological process: protein deubiquitination. The record is from RefSeq and is a predicted model, not a curated record. Gene Ontology annotation, molecular function: zinc ion binding; cysteine-type deubiquitinase activity. NCBI's taxonomy places the organism in Eukaryota, Metazoa, Chordata, Chondrichthyes, Orectolobiformes, Hemiscylliidae.